This is a messenger RNA of Haemonchus placei, 2349 nucleotides long. NCBI's taxonomy places the organism in Eukaryota, Metazoa, Nematoda, Chromadorea, Rhabditida, Trichostrongylidae. The record is from the annotation of a GenBank genome assembly.
AUGUCGUUGCAGGACUGCUUCUAUCUGAUUUACAAAAUGCUGUCCUUACUUGAUAAACAAAUUAAAAUGGAUUCGGCAGACGAUGCCGAAUCAGUGGCGAAGCAGAUUGAAGAAUGCCCAACUUUGAGAACGCUGGAGUUGAGAGGGAACACAGUCGGUGUCGAGGCGGGUCGGAGACUCGCUCAGGCUCUAGAAAUGCAUCCGGAAUUGGAAGCAAAGAUGCCUGUGGAGCGACAUGUUCACAGGAAGCGUUCAAUGUGUUCUGCAAUGAUUAACGCUCACUGCCACAUAACAGAACUGGACCUAUCCGAUAACGCAUUUGGGCCUAUUGGAGCAGAAGGCAUUUCACAGUUUCUGGUUUCGAAAUCUGCUUAUUCUCUUCAAGUGCUGAAGUUGAAUAACAAUGGACUUGGUGCAGGAGGGAAAACAAUUGCUGAGUGUUUACUUAAAUGCCACAGAAAUGCAUCUGCAGAUGGCCACGAGUUCAAGCUGAAGACAUUCGUAGCUGGAAGAAACCGCCUUGAAGACCCAGGAGCAAAAGCCUUAGCUGAGGCCUUCACAGUCUUAGGCUCUCUAGAGGAAGUCAGCAUACCACAAAACGGUAUUCGAGCAGCAGGAAUUUGUGCCUUAGCACGUUCAUUUCGAUCAAAUCCCUCGCUUCGGCUAAUCAACAUUAACGACAACACAUGUACAGUCGAGGGAGCAUUGGCAUUGGCCGAGGUUCUUGAUGAGCUCACCGAAAUUGAAGUUCUUGAUCUCGGCGAUAGUUUAUGCAGGGAUGACGGAAUACUAAGUAUCAGUGAAGCGCUAUCAGAGCAUCACUACAAGCUUCAGUUAUGCAAGAUUCCAGCUGAACCGAUUGCUCGACAAAUCGAGCAGCACCCAUGUAUGAGAGUGUUGGAUCUUCGCGGAAACACUCUGGGCAUCGAAUCUGGAACUCGAAUUGCCGAGGCUAUUAAACGGCACCCUGAAUUACAGAGAUGUUUAUGGAGCGAUUUGUUUACAGGUCGUUUGAAGAAUGAGAUACCUCCAAUCUUGCGAUCAUUGUGCUCUGCUAUGAUUGCUACCAACUGCCAUAUCACAGAACUAGAUCUUUCCGACAACGCGUUCGGUCCGAUUGGAGCUGAAGGUAUACAAGAGUUCCUGGUAUCACCAGCAGCGUUUUCAUUGGAAGUGUUGAAGCUUAACAACAACGGUCUUGGGGCUGGUGGCAAGGUGAUCGCAAAAUGUUUAUCAGAGUGUUUUGUUCGAUCAUUUCAAGCUAAAAGACGUCUAAAAUUGAAAACAUUUAUUGCUGGUCGAAAUCGUCUUGAAGUUCCUGGUGCAGUAGCUCUUGCAGAAGCGUUCACUCCCUUCAAAGAAAUUCUUCACAUCCUCAGUAGUCGAAAUCUGAUUACCUACUUUAGCAUGGAAAAAAUUGGCUCUUUGGAAGAGUUUGCCGUACCCCAAAAUGGAAUCACAGCCAAGGGAGUCGAAGCACUGGCGGCCUGUUUUGAAGGAAAUCCAAAUCUUCGUGUCAUUAAUUUAAAUGACAAUACUGCUACUCAACUUGGAAGCGCGGCAAUCGCUAAGGCUUUGCCUUCCCUUCCCAGGCUGGAAGUGCUCAAUCUUGGUGACUGCUUAUGUCGAGAUCAAGGUUGCCAUGCAAUCGUUGACGCACUGUCGCCGACGGUGCACAAAGCUUUGAAAGAGGUGGAUUUAUCUGGAGCUGAGAUGAGUGGUGCGGCUGCGAUGCAGAUUGUUGAAAAAUGGAAGAAGUUCCCGUCUACCGUGCGGCUCAUUGUUUCAUCGAACAAUUUUGGUGGAGUGUUUGAGCAGUUGCGGGCAGUGGUAAACCAGAAUAUUGUUCUCGGCGAGUCUGACGAUGACCAGGGUUCCCUCAGUUCAGACGACGAAGAGAAAAUGAGCGCAGAGGAAACCAGCGAUGACGAUGGCUUGAAGAUGGAGGCUGCAGGCGCGCCCAGCGAUCCGGAUUCAUUACUAAAACGAUGUCGCAGUUGCAUGGAAGCAGCGCAAGAUCGCUUCGAGUCAGCUACACAGGAAAAGGCGGCUAAGUUGAUACUGGAGUUGGCUGACAUCAUAGCAAAAAGCAGUAACAAUGAGAGUAUAAUUGAAAUGGCGGUUGACAUAGCAGAAGAUGUAAUCAAACGGGUUGAAGCUGUUCGUCGUAGGCCAAUACAUACAACGUCACAACUUGUAAAUCAUCUCAUUGCUCAGAGUGGGUUUGUGAAAUGUGAGGAGAAAUGGGGUAUUGCCGUGAAUAGAACAGCACUGGCGCGUCUCCUUAGUCAAAUUAUAGCCCGUGGUCAUCUCUCCGAUUGCAGUGCCUUGGUCCAAAAUUAUUUGUAA